Molecule: messenger RNA, 2163 nt
Organism: Apis cerana (Asiatic honeybee)
Lineage: Eukaryota; Metazoa; Arthropoda; Insecta; Hymenoptera; Apidae
Product: aprataxin and PNK-like factor
Biological process (GO): double-strand break repair
Cellular component (GO): nucleus; site of double-strand break
Molecular function (GO): DNA-(apurinic or apyrimidinic site) endonuclease activity; 3'-5' exonuclease activity
Source: RefSeq, a predicted model, not a curated record
UUUUCUCUAUUGUAACAUAAAAUUUUCAUUUGUUGAAAUACUAAUUAAUAUUAUUCAAUGUUUUUUGUUACAUAAAGCGAACAAGAUUUCUUUAUAUCUGCAAAAAAUUUGCAAUUACAAUUUUAUAAUAUUAUUAUUAAUACAAUAAAUAAUACAAUAAUGCGAAGAAAUAUUUUAUUGAAUUAAUUAACUAAUCUGGCUGAUUACAUCUCUAUAGAUGCACAUAAAAAUAAUCAGUUUCCUAUUUGUUGACUUUUUUAUGAAAUAUUUUCACAUAUAAAUUUACAAUAUUAAAUUUUUAAUUCUUUUCGCAUUUUACUUGAUUUAUUUACAAAAAUGUAUAUUCUUUGUAAUUAUAAAUGAAAAAAAUUUAAUUGUUAUUAUUCUCGUGUAUUUUUCUUUUCUUAGUUACCCAAAAUUAUAUAAUUAUUUUCAAAAAUAUAAUAUAUAUAUUUAAAUUAUAGGCAAUUAAAUUUUUUCAUAGUGUUACAUGCUUAGCUAACUAUGAUGAUGUUCGAUUUGUUUUUUGUCUUUAAUUUUUUUUUAACAUACGUGUAACGUACCUUUAAUAUUGCAACAAAAUUGUAUUUUGUAACUGAUUUUACACUAUGAAAAAUAUUUUAUAUGAUAUAUUUGGAUAAUUUUCUAAACAUUUAAUAAAUCAGAGAAAUGAAAAAGUUACAAAUACUUCGUGUAGAUAAUGACUUAGUGCAAAAAGUGGAUUUACAAAUAGGUAACAACAUUAUUAGUCGAAAAGUAGUAACUGCAUGUGAUAAUGAUCAAGUUAUAAAACAUGCUGCAAUAAUAAAUGUAAUGUCUAAUAAUGAAAUGACAAUAACACCGUAUCAGGUUUCACCAUGUUACAUGAAAUCUACUGAAUCGUCGCGAUGGCAACUUCUUAAACUAGGUGUUACAGUUCCGAUAAAACCUGGAGAUGUGUGUACUUUAGUACCGGAGAAAUGUUGGUUUAAAAUUAUAUUAGUAUCUGAUAAAAUGGAAAAUAAUGAAGACUAUGCAUUAAAACGAAAAGCUAAUGAAGAUAUAGAUUCAGAUACUAUACAUGAUAAAAGGCUUUGUUCUGAAUCAGGAGAAGGUGACAAUUUACAGUAUAAUGUAUUGAACAAAAUGUUAAAUAAGAAUAAUGAUAUAACUAAAGUAAAAGUUGAAGAAAAUAUUAUUAAUGAAAAUAAUGUAUCAUAUAAUGAUAAUGAAGAUAAAACACAAAACUCAAAUUCUAUAUUAAAAUAUGAAUGUCAAAACAUACAUCAUUCAUCUGUAACAGAAGAUAUUUCCAAAAUUCAAAAUGCAAAUAAAUCAAAUGAUAAACCUGCAAAUGAAAAAAAUUUAAGUCUUAAAAAUUCACAUUUGACUUCUAUAAAUGUAAACAAUGAAAAAGUUACUACAAAAAAUAUACAAUCUCCUAUUUCAAAAGGAGAACAUGAAUCUAAAAUAUCUACUAAUGUAACAGUUUGUAAUGUUUUUAGAAGAAAUAAAUGCAAAUAUGGAAAGGAAUGUUACAGGAAAAAUUCACAACAUAGAGAUAAAUUUAGUCAUCCUGAUGAUCCUGAUUAUGAUAUUCCUGAUAAUAGAAAAAAGUGUCCUUAUGGCACUCAAUGUUAUCGUAAGAAUCCUCAGCAUAAAAUACAAUUCAAACAUACUGACAAAGAUAUUGCAAGUAAACAUAAUAAACGAAACUAUAAACAAACUCAGAAACAAUCUUUGGAUAUUUUAAGUGGUAUAGAAGAUUCAUCUGCAGAAGAAUCUGCUGAAGAAUCUGUUGAUGAAUCUGAAUAUGAACCUAGUGAUAUUGAAAGUUCAGAUGAUGAUGAAAUAUAUUCUGACAAAAAUGAAAGUGAACAAGAAAAUAUAUAUAUGUCCAGUUGAUUAAGAGAUAGAUAUUUUUUUAUUAUAAUAUGUUUGGAUAUUUUUAAAUUUAUCUAUGUAAUUUUACAUAAAGUAUGUUGUACAUGUGGAACAUUAUAUAACACAUAUUUUACAUAACUACAUAAAUAUAUGUGGUAGUGUAAGAAAGAUGAAAGAAUAUAGAAAUAUUUUAUUUUUACAAUAUUAUAAUUGAUAAGUAAGUAUAAUCAUAUAAGAAUUAGUUUAUUUUUUUAUGACUGAAAUGUACAAAAACAAUGAUAAAUAAAUACUUCAAAAAUA